AUGGAUCUCCUGUGGGUGCUCUCCGUGUCGAUGCUCGCCGCCUGCGUGGCCAUCCCCAUGGACGCUGCAGCAGGCAGCCACAGUCUGUUCACCUGCGAGCCCAUCACCCUGCGCAUGUGUCAGGGGCUGCCAUAUAACUCCACCUUCAUGCCCAACAUCAUGAACCACUACGACCAGCAGACGGCUGCUCUCGCCAUGGAGCCGUUCCAUCCCAUGGUGAACCUGCAGUGCUCUCCAGACCUCAGGAUGUUCCUGUGUGCCAUCUAUGCUCCGGUGUGCACCGAGUACGGCCGGAUGACUCUGCCCUGUCGCCGCCUCUGCCUGCAGGCCAGGAGCGACUGCUACAAACUGAUGGACAUGUUUGGUGUCAGCUGGCCAGAGGAGAUGGACUGCAACAGGUUCCCAGACUGCGAUGAGCCCUACCCUCGACCUGCGGACCUCCUGUCCACUUCAGACUCAACCGAGUCCCCCGUCUCCGUCCAGCGGGACUACGGCUUCUGGUGUCCCCGGGAACUCAAAAUCGAGCCAGAACUCGGCUACUCCUUCCUGGGGGUUCGAGACUGCUCCGCCCCGUGUCCCAACAUGUACUUUACUCGCGAGGAACUGACGUUUGCCCGCUAUUUUAUCGGAGUGGUGUCCAUCGUCUGCCUGUCAGCGACACUCUUCACCUUCCUGACUUUCCUCAUCGACGUGUCACGGUUCCGCUACCCGGAGCGGCCCAUUAUCUUCUAUGCCGUCUGCUACAUGAUGGUGUCCUUGGUGUUCUUCCUCGGCUUCCUGCUGGAGGACAGAGUUUCCUGUAAUGCAGCGAGUCCUGGGAAAUUUAGGGCAUCCACAGUGACUCAAGGCUCCCAUAAUAAGGCCUGCACGCUUCUCUUCAUGGUGCUGUACUUCUUCACCAUGGCUGGCAGUGUGUGGUGGGUCAUACUGACCAUCACCUGGUUCCUAGCAGCUGUUCCUAAGUGGGGCAGUGAGGCCAUAGAGAAGAAGGCGCUCCUCUUCCACGCCUGCGCCUGGGGCGUCCCGGGUGUCCUCACCGUCACUCUGCUCGCCAUGAACAAGAUAGAGGGAGACAGCGUGAGCGGCGUGUGCUUUGUGGGGCUUUACAACCUGACGGCACUGCGUUGGUUCCUGCUGGCCCCACUGGGACUGGACGUCGUGGUGGGAGUUGUGCUCCUGCUGGCGGGCAUCGCUGCUCUUAACCGGGUCCGCAUGGAGAUCCCGCUGGAGAAGGAGAACCAGGAGAAGCUGGUGAAAUUCAUGAUUCGCAUCGGCGUGUUCUCCGUUCUCUACCUGGUUCCCCUGUUGACCGUCGUGGCCUGCUACCUUUAUGAGAGCAGCUACCGGACCAUCUGGGAGACCACCUGGGUGCAGGAGAAGUGCAGAGACUACCACAUCCCCUGCCCAUAUAAGGUGGAGAGCACCAGCCGGCCCGACCUGACGCUCUUCCUCAUCAAAUACCUGAUGAUGCUGAUUGUGGGAAUCCCCUCUGUCUUCUGGGUGGGCAGUAAGAAGACCUGCUUCGAGUGGGCCAGCUUCUUCCACGGCAAGAGACGCAAAGAAGCAUUAACUCCCUGUCCCACUGCCUGCUCCACCCACUCCUCCAUCCUUUCCUACCACACCCACCGCCCCACCACCUUCCCCCUGUCCCUCCCCACCCUUCUGCGUCUCUCCCUGCCUACCUCCGCCUCCUCCCUGCCCCGUCGCAGUGGGAUGGUCAACGACAGCCGCCAGGUUCUCCAGGAGCCCGACUUCGCCCAGCUGCUAUACCGGGACCCCAACACGCCCAUCGUGAGGAAGUCGAGGGGCACGUCCACCCAGGGAACCUCCACCCACGCCUCCUCCACCCAUCUGGCCAUGCUGGACGAGCCGCCCAGCGCCAGCACCAGCCGGGCCGGAUCAGUGCACAGCGCUCGCUCCAAGAUGAGCAGUUACCAUGGCAGCCUGCACCGCUCCAGAGACGGCAGGUACACAGGGUCCAGCAUGCCCCGCCUCAGCGACCAGUCCAGACACUGCAGCACCAACCGACUGGACGGCCUGUCCAGACACGACUCCGCCUUGCGCCUGGACAGCCAAUCGCGGCACAGCAGCACCAGAGACCUGAGUGCGCAGGCCGUCCUCGGCGUCCCCGGAAACGGGAUUCACCGGAUCCUGGACGAGGAUGGAGCUGCAGCCUGAAGGGACCAAUGAAGGAGGGAGACCCACCCCAGGUCGGAGUGGGACCCAGAACCAGACUGUUCAUCCAGUCAGAGGAAGGAAAGUACUUUUGGAACUUUGCCUUAAUGUCUCUCAGCUUUAUCUGCCAGCCCAGCUGAUCCAAAAAAAAAGACUCUCCAAGCUGACUGUCGUUGGGUUUUUCAAACAGAGACGAAACUUUACUGUUGGACCUAAACUCCUGAGCCUGACAAAAACAAAAUGUGAAUUUUAUUUUAUUUUUUACUUCUUUAAUUUGUGACUUUGAAAUGGUUUUAAUGGAUGAGACAGGAGCUUUGUCCUCACGCCCGGGCAUCUUGGCAAUCAAAAUAUUUAAAACCUGAUUUUCCCCUUUAGCUCAGGCAUCUGCUGCAGUUUUGGGUGUCACAUGUUGAAGCUUCAUGUGCUUCAGCCUGUUUUACACCGUUCCCAAACAGUAGCUGUGUUUCCAUUGGCCAUGUAAUUGUACAAAUUGACAUUUUAAAGAUAAAUUUGCUUACGAAAACAUGCUGAUUUCAAAAAACUCUUUUUCGCUAAAAAGUCCAAGCACUCUGUGGUGUUUUUUUUGCACCUAAGCACAGAGCUUAGGUGCAAUUUGGAGGUGUGUGUGCAUCCCCUUUCCUUGCUCCAAGCACAAUUCCAACUGCUUGCCAACCUCAGAAAGUAGCUUAGAAAAAAUAUGAUUUCUUUUGGUAUCUUAGCAACCAGCACUAUUGAGCCCCGGUGCAAUUUGGAGGCGUGUCCUCCAGGCAUGGCUCCUGUCCAGUGAAAUCCUAAGUAGUCUGUUUAAAUGUGUCCUUACUUGUAGCUACUGUAAAUGUUACUGACAUUUUGUUUAUAGAUGUAAAAACUUUUCAUUUGUAAUAAAAGCUUUUUAAAGAAU
This is a messenger RNA of Xiphophorus hellerii (green swordtail), 3076 nucleotides long. RefSeq names its product frizzled class receptor 3a (gene fzd3a). The record is from RefSeq and is a predicted model, not a curated record. Gene Ontology annotation, biological process: canonical Wnt signaling pathway; non-canonical Wnt signaling pathway. Gene Ontology annotation, cellular component: plasma membrane. The coding region runs from base 1 to 2178 and encodes 725 amino acids. The transcript is spliced from 8 exons. NCBI's taxonomy places the organism in Eukaryota, Metazoa, Chordata, Actinopteri, Cyprinodontiformes, Poeciliidae. Gene Ontology annotation, molecular function: Wnt-protein binding; Wnt receptor activity.